Messenger RNA from Patiria miniata (bat star), 5421 nucleotides. Its product is annotated as ALX homeobox protein 1-like. Gene Ontology annotation, biological process: regulation of transcription by RNA polymerase II. The record is from RefSeq and is a predicted model, not a curated record. Gene Ontology annotation, molecular function: RNA polymerase II transcription regulatory region sequence-specific DNA binding; DNA-binding transcription factor activity, RNA polymerase II-specific. The transcript has 4 exons. Bases 687 to 2021 code for a protein of 444 amino acids. Lineage: Eukaryota; Metazoa; Echinodermata; Asteroidea; Valvatida; Asterinidae.
UCCUGUUUGGGGAUAUACGUGUUGUGCUUAGGCUAUAUACGAACCCAACUCAUGUGGGAAUUCACGGCUGGUCGUAUGCAGCCCCCUUAUACACACUGUGUUGGGUCGGCUUGUUGGAAGCUUUGAGCGAGUUUUGGAAAACCGAUCCAGAGCCCCGAUAACGACCUAUAGUCCCCGACAGGUUUGGAGAUCAGCUUCAGUGUUUUGCGUCAGCCGCGGACUAAACAAGACCCGACAGCCCUCUCCUGGCCAGGUUGCACCGGUUGCCCUAGCUUCGAGUGAACUAGGUCUGUCUCCCUGUGCUAGCGACUCAUCGUACCACGUCUCGCACUGUGCCUCGCAUACCUCGCACAAGUCAGGUUUAAUACGAGCAGGUUACGGGACCCAGCCAGCCCAGCGUGUGUCCAGCUUUAAUUCCAGGCGUUUGUGAUACACCUGUGCCGUCUUGAGGGAUGCCUGCUGCAUAGCGCAUCCCACACAUCUCGUAUGCACUACCCCGCUUGAGAUUUUUUUUUCCUCCGAGUUUGCUCAACGCAGGAUUUUUUGAGAGACUGUUUCCAAGAUUGGUGCAUCACCGAAAUCAGUUAUACUCGCAUUUCCUGAUUUCUUCAAUCACAAAAAAAUAAAAAAAGAUAACUCAGAGAAUUCUUGGGAGUGAGUGCAUUCCACCGAACCCCGCCGCACACAUGAUGAUUUUUAACACCGCCGAGGAUAUGGCGACACUGCACAAAUCCUCCUUCGCCGGCUUGUCCGAUGAGACCAGCAUGCAUCACCCGCAGCAGACGACGGGGCUGGGCGGCGCGCUGGCCGGCGGGCCCUGCCGGCCUGGCUACGGUAUGCCGCACUCCAUCGACGGGAUUCUCGGUAAUGGCACGGCCAGAGGCAGAAACGGUAGCGGGGAGUCGCCCUCACCAGACAACAAAGACAUGACCCCACUGACGUCACCCAUGGGCGAUCCCGUCAAGGACUCGGACAACCCCAACCCCUCCGGGGUCGGGCUGACCGGCGGUGGCGGGGGCAAGACUGACCCGCACCACGACAACACGGCCGGCAGCCCCCGGGACAAGGCCUCCGAGGAGAACAACAACAACGGCGGCAAGGGGGACGGCGACGGCAAAGACGGCGAGGGCUCCAAGGGGGACGACGCCUCCAAGAGGAAGAAGCGACGGAACCGGACCACCUUCACCAGCUUCCAGCUGGAAGAGAUGGAGCGGGUCUUCCAGAAGACGCACUACCCAGACGUCUACUGCCGGGAGCAGCUGGCCUUACGCUGUGACCUCACCGAGGCGCGCGUGCAGGUUUGGUUCCAGAAUCGGCGCGCCAAGUGGAGGAAACGGGAGCGCUUCCAGCAGCUGCAGGGCAUGCGUGGAAUCGGGCCCGGCGGGGGCUACGAAAUGCCGAUCGCCCCCCGCCCCGACGCCUACUCACAGGUGAGUCCCCCCGGCUUCCACGUGGGCGACAUCACUCAGCCACCGGCCCCCGUAGAGGGCGCCAUGCUCCGCAUUUGCAGAAACCUGCAAAACCUGCGGCGGGAAUUUGACACGCGCAAGCUGGCCUCCGGGCAGGCGGGAGAGGGCGCUGUUGAUAGCCAGUCGCCAAUGAUGCAGCCGUCUCCAUGGGGACACAACAUGUCUUCACCUCUGACAUCAACCAUGAAUCCCGCGCCUAUGCAGAUGCAGCAGUCCCCCCACAACUCGUGUAUGGCACCCCAGUCCAACCUUCCCAGUUUUAUGGGCGUUACUAACCAGAAUCAGCUCAACCAGCUCAACCAGCUCAGCCAGGCCACCAGUCCCAUCGCGGCCGCAGCCGGCAACAACGCGGCCGCACAGUUCAUGUCCCACGCCGCGGCGGCGCAGGCGCAGGCGCAGAACAUGAACACCUUCAACGGACAGUACACGGACACGGGAGCCAUGCAUUGUGGGCAAGAAGGCGGCGACCGGAGAACAAACAGUAUAGCUGCACUGAGACUGAGAGCGAAGGAGCAUAGCACGGUGGUGGGAAUGAUGAACGGAUACUCCUAGAACUCAUACAACUAAAGAGAUGAAUUUUAUGAACUUCUUGUGAACAGCAUCGGCACUGGAGAUGCUGCUGAUUGCGCUGGUCCCACCGGGACCUAGUACUGGACGCCAUGUCAAUCACAGCGUACGUUGGACAAGCAAAAGGGUACCUUUGGUGUCAGAAGUGGGAUCGAGUGGAGAUGGUUUACCUCAGAGAGUACGCUUCGGCCCUUCUGUGGAAUCACGGCUGCGAAUUCUGAUUCGUCGAUCGAGGCAUGCUUGUGCUCUUCUUUGACCGUCACAUUUGAGUCAGGGUGCCAGAUCCACAUCGUGCUCCCACAUCGGAGCCUGCAACUCAAUUAACGCGGUGUGAAUCCCAGAAUGGUAUGGUAGGGGCUCUUGUCAUAAUCAGACCCGAUUAGCAAUGUUCUAAAGUUCACUCAGCUAAACAUCUAUUAGCUGCUUGCCGAUAGGGUGCCAAAAUGGACGUUGCAAUAAGGCCUGAUUGUAAUGAGCGUCCUUAUAGAUACAAAACCAUCAUUGAGAGAUCUAAAUGAUUCUGGUUAUUACAGGAAACUUAGUCUCGUACACGAUGAGAUCAAGACUUUCUUUGCCGUGGUUGUGAUUCCCACCGUCCCACUGCAUCCGGUUUUUCCUCAGAACGAUUUUAAGGGCGAUGGGAAAAUAACACCUGUGUACAACCAAAAGAGAGCGAAGGGUCAGACCGUAUAAAGCUUUAGCGCACGCUGGAACGUUCUCUGGGAAAAACGAAACGUUGAGUGGUUGACACAAAUACAAGAAGCUGUAAUAUUCAUUAUAAUUAUAAGAUGAAGAAUAUUUAUAGAUAAAUAUUUCUGUUAUCUUGAAUUUUUUCUGGAUGUGUUUUCUUAGUAUCCUUAAUUUGCGGUUUUGCUGUACAUUUGUCCAUGGACCAGGUUGAUAGAGUAUAACGGUUCUUUACUUUGUUUUAUAUAGAUUUGAAUUUAAUGUUUAGUAUAGGGCCUACUGUGGUGUAUAAUAAUUGUGAUGUAGUGCAUUUGUACAGAAUUCAGUUUUGGACCGAAAGAAAAAGAUAAGUUUUUUUUUUCUUAUUUUAUUUCUGACUCGAGUUCACCCCUCGGUUUUAAUAGAUACCGUGUAUGUCGUGUUUUAUACACAAGUAUUUAUUACCGUCUAGAUGGUGACAUGUUUCAGCCAACCAGCUAUUGUGCUUGCCAAAUUGAGGAGAAAUGGAUUACGCGUUAGUGUAGACUUCAAAUAGAGAUAGAACAUCACAAGGGUUGCAAAUGAACUACCGACAAACACUUGAAAUUUUACAUUACGAGUUCAGACUUAUAUGUAGUGCAGGCACAGAUUACAAGUCUAGAAAUCACAGACCUUUUCUUACAAAGUGAGUGCAUUUUCAUCUCGAAGAAGACUGCCGCCAAGUCGAAAAAAAUGGGACCAUUAGGAUAAUUUGUUGUAGAAUGCCAUAACGGUGGAAAUUCACCACAAAAAAAAACACUUGUGGACAAUAUUGCCAAACACUGUAUUUAUGUCUACAAUAACCGUCCUAAACGUCCAUGACUUCAGGCCCAAAACAUAAACAUCUGUAGAAGAUAGCAUUCACUGUGUGAACUGUGUUUUGUGUAUCUCACUUGUACUUCUGCCGUCGGGAAAAAGAUUAUAGACAAACUUGAACAUCGACAAAUCUUAAAAACCAAGUUUAGUUAUCGGGUAACAGAAAGCAAAGCUGUUUUAAUUACUGUUAAAGUCGUACUUUGAAUACUGUUGUGUAGAACAAGGAGCUGUUAGUUAGAGGUGAUAGACGUUUUAGAAAGAAAAAAAUCCUUACAAAAAGAGGGUUAAUGGAACAGCAUUACGUAUUUCAGGGAGUUUUUUGGCAGUUAUUAAAGGCUGUACUUUUUUGUGUAAAUAAUAGCUUGAAUAUGACGUAAAAUUGAUAAUUCUGGACUGCAUCUGAAAAUAAUAUGGCCGCAUCGUGCAUGUACAUUAGAUUCCAAUAUCCCAAGCCCGUGUUUGAUGCCGCAAACAAUGAACUUUCUAAUUUAGAAAUUGUUAGGAAAUCACGUGACUCAUUCAAGUGACCUUUGCUGCUCUUCAGGAAGGUCAUUUCCACAAAUUUUGCACAUUUGUAAAGCUUCUGUGACAAUGGUUACUAUAAUUUGAGAGUAUAAGCUGGCUGAAGGUCAAUAGAAUCCGGUAAUCACAACGUUCACACCUGUUAAUUCUGUGUUCGAACACAUGAUAAUCUAUGGACACAAGGGAAGAUUUUAUAACCUGCAUGAUUUUGUGUAAUUGUGUGUGACACAUACCAGCCCUUUUCUCACCUGACUCAUAGUGGCAGAGCGCCGUCACUUGUUGUUUUUCCGAUUUUUGUUAUUGGUUUAAUGUCACCUUAUGACAUUUAGAAAUUCAUUCUCGUGAUUAUUAUACGCAGUGAAAGACUGUCUUGUUCAAAGCUAGUGAACGACGAAAGUAACUGUGACACGCAUGCGCGAAUCUAAAUUCGAAAAGACAACCGCAAGAGGGCGCUCUAAUUAACCUGAACAAGAAAACAGCAAACUGUCAUGAUCAGGUUUUCUAAACUUGGUCUUCGUCCCCAGGUUCGGCUUUGUCUGCGUAAGAACCAGAGAGGUAUGAGUUUUUGAUACUCCAGCCAGAAGGACAUUAUACUCACAUUUGGCAUCAAUGCCGUGAUGUGCAGAUAACCCAAACAACCCAACACUGAGCCUGUUUCUCCCUCGUCAGGGAACUAGACCCAAGCAUGAAGCCAAAUCUGAAGACUAAACCCACGGUUUCAUUAAAUUUCAGUUUUGUCAAUUAAAAACCAUUUUGGAGGAUUCAAAGGAUGGAGUUUUGCGUCGGGGAAAUGUAAAUUCAACAUCGGGGUUUUGCCCUUCAGUGACGUACACUUAUGCUCAGUGUUGUCCGAGGGCUUGCGGAAGAAAUUUACAAGCUUACUUGGGUGGGACUCGAACCCACGACCUCCUGCUUAGUGCAGACGUCCUACCACUCGACCACCGAGCUUGCCGAGAUUGGCUGAGUAUACAGUGUUUAUAAAUACGUCAGUGCAGGGCGAAUCCCAUAGUGUUGAAUUUUUGGGAUACCCAAGAGUAAGUUGUGCUUGUGAAACGGAAUACAGUAAACGCACUUCACUGGCAUUCUUUCUGUAAAUAAUGGCCUACACUAGUUCAACAAUAAUACCAAACCAGAGAAUGUGAUUCAUUACCAUCAGAAGCAACAGAAAAAAACCCCACUUGUUUGAACAUGUGCUUAAUUUCAUUGUUAAAUUCGCCUGGGGCAUAAUGUAUGAAUAAAUAAUUGUAGAUGUAACAAUCAGGGCGAGUGUGUACAACAUUUGAAGCUUUUUUUGUAUAUAUACCAAAUUGUGGAGACGAGAUAAUAAAACAGUACUCCUCGA